Molecule: messenger RNA, 514 nt
Organism: Pelobates cultripes (western spadefoot toad)
Lineage: Eukaryota; Metazoa; Chordata; Amphibia; Anura; Pelobatidae
Source: the annotation of a GenBank genome assembly
AUGAAUGAUUAUCUUCUUUUCCUUCUAGGCCGCAAGUUCCUGAUUGCAAAUGCUCAGAUGGACAAUUGCGCCAUAAUCUAUUGCAAUGAUGGAUUCUGUGACAUGUUCGGGUACUCCAGAGUCGAAGUUAUGCAAAGAUCAUGCACCUGUGACUUCCUCACCGGGCCGGAAACCACGCACAGCAGCAUCACCCAACUUACACAGGCCCUGCUGGGGGCCGAUGAACGCAAGCUGGAGAUUCUGUACUACAGGAAGGAGGGUAGGACAUGUCUAAACAUCUUAUUUUCAAGCCUGUCUUUUUAAUGCUAUGAUAAAUGUCACUCACAUCAUAUGAUGGAGGAACACCAUUAGAACCCAUGACCUUAGGUCUGUAGAUAUGUAGUAGACAACUGAUGUAGUAUUUGUUUUCUAAUACAUGUCUUUUCUAGUGGCUACGAUGGUCAGUCAGUUGUUCAAGUCCACGGUUGACCUAGUUGCCUUGCUUGCUGAUGGAACCUUUGAGAAUUCCUUGUAA